AUUGACGUGUCGAGGGAAAUCUCCAGUCAUCUGAGCGAUCUGAGCGCUCAAUAUACACGACUUGCGAACGUUUUGAGGAGGACAUUUACGUGGGUUGUAUUUAAUACCCAGUCUGGGAAGAGGUCUUACCUGUAUCUUUAAAAUAAGUGCUCUUGGAUCAUGCAGCAUCCACUGAAGAAGUGAUCAAAGGACUAAGGUGUCAGUGUUUUAUCUUCAUACCAUGAUGGACAUGUACUAUCUCCAUAACGAAUCAUGGAAAAACAUGACUUUAGAUGCAUCUGCCUCUUCAUUCAGUGGCCUGCAUCUCCUGAUUGACCUGAAGCCACUCUUCAUCCCUUUGUAUGCCAUGCUCGUCCUGGUAGCGUGUUCUGGAAAUCUCCUCCUCCUCAUCUUCAUCGGACUGAACAAGAAACUUCACAGCACUACAAACUUCCUCAUUGGAAACCUGGCCCUGGUUGACUUGGUUAUGUGCUUGUUCUGUGUUCCCCUGACUGUAUUUUAUGCCUUUGAUGAGCGCGGAUGGGUUUUUGGCCCGUUCAUGUGUCAUUUUGUUACUCUGAUGCAGACCGCGACUGUGUUUGCUGCAGUUCUGUCAUUAACCGCCAUUGCGGUGGACCGAUACGUGGUGGUCGCAUACCCAAUUCGGCGUCGCGGAGGUCGUUCUUUCUGCAUGUGGUUGGUGGUCAGCAUAUGGCUCUGUGCAUUAGCAAUGUCCACCCCAACUGCUCUGCACACAGUCUACCUGGAUCUUAGUGCAACAGGUCAUGAAAUGGUGGUUUGUGAGGAGUUCUGGCAUGGGCAGGAGCUCAGUCGUCUAAUAUAUUCAUGUUUCUUCUUGCUCCUUUCUUAUUUUUUUCCUCUAGCAGCUGUUUCCAUAUCCUACUGUGCAAUCUCAUGUCACCUGCAACACAGAGCUACGCCUCGGCUCAUGGCCGCUACACCUUCCAACCAGGAAAAGUGGGGGCGCAAGAGGUCCAAGACAUUUCGCCUCCUACUGGUGUCUGUCCUGUCAUUCGCAUUCACCUGGCUCCCCUUGCAGGUGGUCAACCUCAUACGUGACUUGGACACCGACUUUGCCAUACUGACCAAGAAUCACGUCAAUGUGAUCCAGGUGUCGUGCCACUUGUUAGCCAUGAGCUCAGCUUGCUACAACCCCUUCAUUUAUGCUUCUCUUCACAACAAGUUCCUGUCAUAUCUAUGCCAGAACAUAUUUCAAAGAAGAAAACCUCAUCAUAUUCAGAGUAGCCUCACAACCUCCAGCCGAAUGCUCAGUUUGAAUACUUCUAGCACUCUAGCUGACAUUCCCAUGGCCAUUAGCAAGAUUUCACAAGACUGAAUCAUUUCACAAAGCACACAAAUAUUGCUUUUUUAUGUUGUAGAACUGAACCAACAAAUUCUGUACCAUAAUCAACACUGAUUUGUGAAACCAAUGACUCUGUUCUUAAAGCUAUAUGUACUUCACUGAAUGCGCUGUGCCAAAACUACUCAUGUACCCUCAGGUCAUGCUUGUGUCGAUAUGUAAACGUUUUGCCGGAAUAUUCCAAAGUGUUGCAAAAAUAUAGCCUCAUCCAUUUUG
Molecule: messenger RNA, 1576 nt
Organism: Carassius carassius (crucian carp)
Lineage: Eukaryota; Metazoa; Chordata; Actinopteri; Cypriniformes; Cyprinidae
Product: prolactin-releasing peptide receptor-like
Exons: 2
Coding region: 221-1336 (371 amino acids)
Biological process (GO): G protein-coupled receptor signaling pathway
Cellular component (GO): neuron projection; plasma membrane
Molecular function (GO): neuropeptide Y receptor activity; neuropeptide binding
Source: RefSeq, a predicted model, not a curated record